Molecule: messenger RNA, 2846 nt
Organism: Photinus pyralis (common eastern firefly)
Lineage: Eukaryota; Metazoa; Arthropoda; Insecta; Coleoptera; Lampyridae
Gene: mbt
Product: serine/threonine-protein kinase PAK mbt
Exons: 3
Coding region: 344-2020 (558 amino acids)
Biological process (GO): intracellular signal transduction; protein phosphorylation; regulation of MAPK cascade
Cellular component (GO): cytoplasm
Molecular function (GO): ATP binding; protein serine/threonine kinase activity
Source: RefSeq, a predicted model, not a curated record
UUAGGCAAACGAUGAACAAAAUAUGCAUAAUCGACAUCAAUAAAGGCGUAAUAAUGCAAAUUUUGAUCAAAAUUGACGUGAAUGUAACAAACUUGAACCGCCUCGUAGAUAAUUUUUGAAUUAUGAGAAUUUCUGAAAUGGAAAGUAGGAAUAAUGGGAACAGCGUUUAACGUAAAUGCAAUAUUAUUAAAUACCCACAAAAUGUCAACAAAGUGAAACAUUAUAAUAUUUUGAAGUGAUGCGAUUGUUUUAUGGUUACUUGGAUCUUUAACUUCUACGGUUGAGUGCAAAGAAGGUUAAGUUUGUUUUGAUUAAAGUUCUUUUGAACAAUUUCGUUAUAAACAUGUUUUCUAAGAAGAAGAAGAAGCCUCAGAUCUCUCCACCUACGAAUUUCGAACAUCGUGUACACACCGGAUUUGAUAAAAGAGAAGGCCGAUAUGUGGGUUUACCUUUGCAGUGGGCAUCGAUAGUAGGCAAUAACCAAAUAUUAAAAUCGACAAAUCGUCCCCUGCCAUUAGUUGAUCCAUCUGAAAUUACGCCAACUGAGAUAUUAGAUUUAAAAACAAUAGUUCGCGGGGAGCACAGCAAAGUUGAAAAUCGGAUCCUUCCACAGCAAACCAAACCUCCUGUUUCGAACGGCAUUAUUCUUCCAAAAACGUCUAAUGUGGCACGUUCGAAUUCUCUGAGAUCUUCCAGUCCACCUCGUUUGCGGAGAGAUCAUCACAACGCUAACGUACCACCUUCGGUUCCCGAAGAGCAGAUAUUGCAAUAUCCGUCAUUACGCCGAGAACCUUGUGUAAGUAAACCACAAGUGCGAGAGGAGUCACCGGCCGAACGCUCGCUCAGUAAUCACGAAGGUAGUAAUUCUCAUCUCAAUGGAAACACACAAGAACCGUAUGUAGGUUACCGCGAUCAUCCUCAAGUGUCACCCGCCAAUUCUGUGGCAGCACCUCCACCGAAUUACGUUCCUCAUACUCAGUCGACCUCCAGCUCACACCAAAACGUAGCGCAACUCGGAUUCCCAACGCGACCCGAUCAGAAUCAAAAUAUUAAAAAUGGAACACAAGUCUUACCUCACCCCACCAUUCCCCCGUCGGUCUCUACGGCCAGCAAACAACACCACGAGCAACGGCUGACGCACGAACAAUUCCGUGCCGCUCUUCAAAUGGUAGUGUCUCCUAAAGACCCCCGUGAAUCCCUCGAACAGUUCAUGAAAAUUGGGGAAGGCUCCACGGGCACUGUAUGCAUAGCACGUGAUCGAAACACAGGCCGGCAAGUGGCUGUAAAGAAAAUGGAUCUUCGAAAACAGCAGAGGCGCGAGUUGUUAUUCAAUGAAGUCGUAAUAAUGAGGGAUUACCACCACGCAAAUAUUGUAGAAAUGUUCGACAGUUACUUAGUUAAUGACGAGUUGUGGGUCGUAAUGGAAUUCCUCGAAGGAGGUGCUUUGACAGACAUUGUGACACAUUCGAGAAUGGACGAGGAACAAAUCGCCACCGUUUGCAAACAGUGCCUCAAAGCGUUAGCGUACCUUCACUCGCAAGGCGUCAUACAUCGAGACAUAAAAUCGGAUUCCAUACUUUUAGCACCGGACGGUCGUGUCAAACUGUCAGACUUUGGCUUUUGCGCCCAAGUUUCUCAGGAGUUACCUAAACGUAAAUCUCUCGUCGGUACGCCUUAUUGGAUGUCGCCCGAAGUGAUUAGUCGGUUGCCUUACGGACCCGAAGUGGACAUAUGGUCGUUGGGUAUCAUGGUGAUAGAGAUGGUCGACGGUGAGCCGCCAUUUUUCAAUGAACCGCCACUGCAGGCGAUGAGAAGAAUUAGAGAAAUGCCACCGCCCAAAUUCAAAAAUAGUCAUAAGGUUUCGCCACGGUUGCAAGGAUUUUUGGAACGAAUGCUCGUUAGGGACCCUACUCAGCGCGCCACCGCUUCAGAUUUACUACACCAUCCAUUCUUAAGGCAAGCAGGUCCUCCAGCUUUAUUAGUGCCGUUAAUGAGAGGUGCCAGGCAUACCAAUUACUAAAAUCAUGUUCGCAUCUGAAGAGACUGGACAUCUCGGAAACUAAUUUUAAUGAAAUUAAAGGUACUACUUAACUUUGAACAUUAAAUCGAACGCAUUUUUAUAUAAAUCACGAAUUUUUAUCCUUUUUGUUAACAUUGUUUUUUUUGCCAUAUUAUGUUAACCGUGCUCGAAUUGGCGCUGGCAGUGUAUUUGCGAUGGAAAUUACGUUCGUGCAUAUGGCGAAGAGAAGUAGCAACUAUCAUCGAAACAAAACUAACAAUUUUUUACCAAUUGCUGCCAUUCCUUACUAAGUAUUUGUAAUUUCCAUAAAUGUCGCGAACAUUUCAUAUAGCUAUGUUCUUAUCCCUAAUCCCUAUUAUUACUAUGUUAUGAUAAUCAGUUAUCACUAUGCGUGUUUGUAAAUUUAUUUGUAAAUUAGUUACCUGAUUCAAUUUCGUAUCUAUAAUUUGACAUCAUGACUCCAAAUAUUUACACCUUUACUUUUUUCAUCAUUUUUCAACUACUUAUUAUUAAGUAUAUGUCUGUACAUUAUGUAGAUUGAAUGUGUGAAGUGAUAAAUUACCCAGUAUUUUUUAGUUUAUGUUUUUAACAUACAUACAACAAUUUUAUUUUGUGUCAGUUUUACGGUGUACCAGUAUUACUCAUUCUGCCCUACCGUCCAAAACAUGUGCCUUUUAAUUGAAAAAAACAUCUAAUGUGUAUUAUUAAGCCAGAGCGUAUUUAUAUUGUAUUUUAAGGCAGCUCUUGUGUUAUGUUUAAGUAUAACAUAUAAUGUACUUACUUACACAAUGUCACUAUUUUGUUGUAAUAAAAUUUCUCAUGUUUG